AAGAGGAAAAAGUGGAGGGAGUUGUACUAAAAAGCAACAAGUCUCUCUAUUUCUCUUCUGGUAGUAAUUGAGAAAUGAAUCUACUUGAAGCGCCAUCAUUCCUCUCCGCUUUUACUUCACUAUUCACUCCAAAUUUCAAAAAUUCCUGGCACGAUCCCAUUCCCCUUAGAUCUACGCAUUCUCUCUUCAACUCCUACUCCUAAAACACACGCCCGCUGCCGGUUGAUCGAGUUCGUUUAGAUUGGUGUGGAUUUCUGUUGUUAUUAAAGUGAAGCUGCUUUUGCUGACAAUGCCGCCUCCGACUGACUCUGAUUUUGAUCUCCGACGAGCAUCUACGCCGCCUGGAAGUUUGGGGAUCAGUGACGCAUUUGCUGACGUUAACAACCUCGAGCACUGUGCCAAGUACUUGAAUCAAACCCUAGUCACCUUCGGAUUUCCGGCUUCGCUUGAUCUCUUCGCCAAUGAUCCAGUUUCAAUCGCGAGGACUUGCAAUUGCAUAUAUGCACUGUUACAGCAGAGGCAGAGGGACAUUGAUUUUAGAGAGUCUGCUAAUGAGCAGAGACAACGGUUUUUGUCAGACAUUUCAAGAUUCGAGGCUAAAGUGGAGAGAUUGGAAGCCCAACUUGCAUCCAAGGAUAGAGAAAUAGCAACAAUGACUAGAACAGAAGCAAAAGCUUCUGCAGCUUUUAAAGCGCAAAUUGAAAAGUUGCAGCAAGAACGAGAUGAGUUUCAAAGAAUGGUGAUUGGGAAUCAGCAAGUUAAAACUCAACAAAUACAUGAGAUGAAGAAAAAGGAAAAAGAGUACAUAAAACUGCAGGAAAGGCUAAACCAAGUUCUGAUGGAGAAGAAGAAGGAAUCUAGAUCAGGAAUGGAGAUUAUGAAUUUGCUUCAGAAAGAAGGGCGGCAGCGUGGUACAUGGAAUGGAAAGAAAGCUGACAAUGACUUCUACAAAAAGAUUGUGGACACAUAUGAAGCAAAAAACCAAGAACUAGUGGCAGAGAAUGCUGAUCUGAGAGCAUUAUUACGUUCAAUGCAGGUGGACAUGCGCGACUUUUUGAAUGCACCAAAUGGUACAUCCAAUCAAUCUUUUCUAGUUAAUGGAAGGCAAGAGAUUGACCACUUGCAAUCCCCUUUGGGUGGGAGAACGGAUAUGUUUGACCUUCCUCUCCAUAUGGCUAGAGAUCAAAUUGAAGAAAGUCUACGAACUAAAAUGGCCUCUAUUAAGGAGCGCAUGGUUCAACUACAAGAUGCACAACAAGGUGCAGAAGUCACGUCUGAAGCAACAGAGAGAGAACUUGAGCUGGAAGCUCAACUUGUUGAGGCCAGGAGUAUAAUUCAGGAGCAGGCUUCCAUCAUGUCUAAGCAUCUUACAAAGUCUGAACGUCCAAGGAGAUUGAGUGGUAAUAUAAAUUCUGACAGAGAACUAAUUCUUUCAUCGCCAACUGAGUAAUGGAGAGGACAAGUAUUUGAUGAUGGAUGCAACCAGGUGCAUGCGGCAGUCAUGACAGUUGAACUUGCUGAAAGUCACGUGCAAUGAUCUAUGGUUGAAUGAUGUGAAGCUGACAAUAUCUAGGGCGGGUCAACAUAUGCAUACAUGUGCAUUGAUGGUCGCAAGUCAUCUGGGCUACCUGUUCAGGCUGCUUGAAAGAACUAUUGUUUUACUUCGGGCUAGUAAUUGUAACGUCGUCGUAGCUAGCUUUGCUUUGUGUAUGCAUUUGCUUAUUCGACGUAUGCAGGGCUUUACGAUAGUGCCCUUUAACCUACUGUAUUGUCACGUAUUGAUGUUUUUCUGAUUGCAAAUUUCCUUGGCAACAACAACAUUGUGAGCCUCCCUCCUUCACUAAACCCGGUAUAUAUGUCAACGAUAUCUGUUGUGACA
This is a messenger RNA of Coffea arabica (coffee), 1879 nucleotides long. RefSeq lists its product as uncharacterized. NCBI's taxonomy places the organism in Eukaryota, Viridiplantae, Streptophyta, Magnoliopsida, Gentianales, Rubiaceae. The record is from RefSeq and is a predicted model, not a curated record.